This is a messenger RNA of Pisolithus orientalis, 1185 nucleotides long. RefSeq lists its product as uncharacterized. Bases 84 to 1058 code for a protein of 324 amino acids. Lineage: Eukaryota; Fungi; Basidiomycota; Agaricomycetes; Boletales; Pisolithaceae. The transcript has 8 exons. The record is from RefSeq and is a predicted model, not a curated record.
CUUUCCUUCACGAAUUAGCUGUACCAGUACGAGUUUAAUCAACGCUUCCAAUUGUAUAGCAGCCGGUACAGCACCAGAACUGCAUGCGCAGAUCUCAAAGUAUUCCUCCGCUUCUGCGUCGGAAGAAUGUUCUCGUGAUGUCGACCAGCAAUCUUGCAAAAGCGAUAGGUCUAUAUUAUGCGAAAAUGCACCCACCGUCUCAAAGCGGCGUAUAUCAUCCCACCCGCAUAAUGGUCAAAUCCGGAAAUGGCAAGGUCGAUCGUCGUGAUGGGAUGUGCGAGAACAGGAAGGGCAACUGUGAACGCGCGCGAGGAGACACAUAUCUACGAACGUCAUCAGUCUAUCAGCCCGGGAAAAGAAUCCCGCGUCGCAGAAAGACGAGCUUCGACACGCUUACCCUCGCGAAGAUAGGAUGGAUGGUUGCUCAGCACGGACACGACAAGACGAUAGUUGAUAAUGAGCAGGGUCGUACCUCGAUCAAAGGCAAAUCGUGCUUGCUCUGCCCCGAAAUUACUGCAAAAAUCCUCUAUGUAAUUCAGGGGUGGGCGAGGUGCAUUGGGAACAUGGAACCGAGCAGAUCUGUGAAAGAAUGUGGGGUUUUGACCUUCGGGGAGCAUACUGGCGAGAGCGACUUCUCUGACUUCCUUGGGGGUACUGCUCCUGUUGAAGGUGACGGUGGUAGUGCUCCGGGCGUCAUCGGGGGGACUACGACUACCGUUAGGGGUGAUGUCGCCUCUGCCGCCACUAUUGAUGCAGAGGCGGACGUGGAUGCGGCAGGAGAUGUCGAAGCUGGCUCCUCGGGCUCCAUCACGCGGGGUGGUUGUUCUGAAUCGUGGGUCAUCAUCAGCAUCAUUAUCAUCAGUAUGAAACAUAAAUCACGGAGCUCGGAAAGUGCCCCCAGUGAGCGGAAGGAAUGGGAUGGAUUAUGUAAUCCUACAAACUUUGUUGUCGGGCUGCAAGUUGAAGGGCUCCCUCAGACAACGAUCGUCACCCAACUGCGGAACUCAAACGUGUGCAAAUUGUCGAGGACGACACAGCGGAUGGAUGCAUACAUGUAGACAAGAUCAAGGUGCCGAAUGAAAUUGCUGAACGUCUCCGUGUAGAUCACGGUCGUCAACACCUAAAUAGGAAGUUUCGUCAGGGAGGAGGGAGGAGUGAACUUGUCAUCGUGUGUUGCCGUUCUGC